Molecule: messenger RNA, 2034 nt
Organism: Lycium barbarum (goji berry)
Lineage: Eukaryota; Viridiplantae; Streptophyta; Magnoliopsida; Solanales; Solanaceae
Exons: 4
Coding region: 1-2034 (677 amino acids)
Source: RefSeq, a predicted model, not a curated record
AUGAAAGAUGAUCAGUUGAGUGUUUCUAUCAAUGACAAAGGUAUUGGUUCUUUUCCACCUGAAAGGAAGGAGGGGAAUGACUUAACUGUAGUUCAAGUGGAAAAGGAUAAAGGGAAGCAUUUAGUCACUCAGAGAAAACAGUCUCCUUUAAAAGAAUUACAUGAUGUAAUUUCUCAUAACAUUAAUGUUGCUACAGAAGGUGCUCAGAUUCAAGGCAAAGGAACUUUUAAGGAGAAUGUUGAUGAGUAUUCAAUAGAGCGGGUCCUUAAUCAUGUGGUAAAAGAAGUUAGCAUUUCACCAAAAUCCAUGCAGAAAGGAAAUAAGAAGGCCAAAAAGCAAGUUGUAACAGAUACUCAGCCAACAAGGAGAUUCAGAAGAAGGCUGGGCAUGAGAUUUGCUUAUCACUAUUGCAAUGGUAAAAUAUGGUUCUUUGUGAAUGACAAUGUAGAUAUAGAGGGAAUACAAGAUUCUGAGCAACAAAUAACUGUAAAAUUGUUUUUUCAUGAAUGGAAUAGAGCGUUGAUGAUUACUAUGGUUUAUGCAAAGUUUGAUUCUCUUGAAAGAAUUAGUCUGUGGGAUAGUUUGUAUAGUCUUGCUGAUCAAAUGGAUAUGCCUUGGCUAGUAAGAGGAGAUUUCAAUGUUAUUAUGAAUGAAGAUAACAAGAUUGGAGGUUUACCUGUGUUCCUUGCUGAAUAUGAAGAUUUUGCUGUCUACAUUAAUUCAUAUAGGAUGUUUGCAAAUUCCAGUUUACAAGAAUGGUUUGGGCAUACGGAGUUGGAACAUUUUUCAAGAACUGGCUCUGAUCAUGACCCUUUACUACUUACUUGUGGUGAUACCUCUAAUCAUGUAAGUAAACCAUUUAGAUUCUUGAAGUUUUGGACAGAGCAUGAUUCUUUUUUGGAGGUAGUUAAUCAAGGUUGGAAUACUGAUUUUGAAGGAGAUGAAUUUAUAACCUUUAAAUUGAAGCUGAAGAGUGUGAAGACUGCUUUAUCUGGUUGGAGUAAGGAAACUUUUGGUGAUAUUUUCAAGCAAUUGACAGUCAGGGAGGAUAUUGUCAAGAGGAUUCAAAAUCAUGAAGGUGCAUGGAUUGAUGGAGGUACGUUAUUGGCAGAUGAGGCUGUUAGAUUCUACCAUCAUCAGUUUUAUCAAGAAGGUGCACAAUCAGAUUUUUCACUCUUACAACAUGUUCCUAGUAUGGUUACUCAGGAGUUUAACAAUCAGCUUAUAAGCAUGCCUACUUUGGAAGAUGUAAAGAAAGCAGUCUUUGAGUUAUCUGGUGAAAGUUUAAGUGGUCCAGAUGGUAUGAUUGGGAGUUUUUAUCAGGUGUGUUGGGAUAUUGUAGGUGCUGACGUAUACCAUGCGGUGAAAGAUUUCUUUGAAGGACAAACCUUACCAAAAUCCAUAACACAUACCAAUCUGGUACUUUUACUAAAAAAGGAUAACAUUAAGACUUUUGUUGAUACGAGACCAAUUAGUCUCAAUGACUUCAUUAACAAGGUUAUUUCUAGGGUGGUACAGGAUAAGCUUAAAGUUAUUUUACCUUCACUAAUUUCACCUAAUCAAUCUUGUUUUGUAAAGGAAAGAUGCAUCAUUGAAAAUUUCCUUUUAACUCAAGAAAUAGUGACUGACAUUAGGCUGAGGGGAAAACCAGCUAAUGUGGUGCUUAAGCUUAAUAUGGAAAAGGCAUAUGAUAGAGUUUCUUGGAUGUUUUUAGUAAGGGUAUUCAGAAAAAUGGGAUUGGCAGAAGUCUUCAUAGAUAUAGUGUGGAGAUUGAUUGCAAAUACCUGGUAUUCAGUUCUACUUAAUGGACAGGAAUUUGUUUUUUUCCAUUCCACAAGGGGUGUCAAACAAGGAGAUGAACUUUCUCCUGCAUUAUUUAUCUUGUCUGCAGAGGUGCUUUCUAGAGCAUUGAACUCUUUAUUUGAGUACAAUGGUUUUAGAGGCUAUGGUAUGCCAAAAUGGAGUGCUAAACUAAAUUAUCUUGCAUAUGCAGAUGACACAAUCAUCUUUGCAUAUGCAGAAAUAAGUCUUUAG